Messenger RNA from Cuscuta campestris, 2127 nucleotides. NCBI's taxonomy places the organism in Eukaryota, Viridiplantae, Streptophyta, Magnoliopsida, Solanales, Convolvulaceae. The record is from the annotation of a GenBank genome assembly.
GUCAAAAUGGAAACAUCAUUCCCGGACGGAGAGAGUAUUUGAUAGCCUAUAUUAUUAUCUUCCACCAGAGCCGAAUAUCGUACCAUGGCUAUAGUUCCAAUAACGACUACUUUUUGAAUACAAUCAAGUUUCCUAAUCUCUAUUUGAAAUCCACCGCGUAAGAAAUAAGCUAUAUAUAAGAGGACUGUGCGCCGCUUUGUGGAGUACAAAAUUCGAUCAGCGAGUGAGAGCCGGAAAAAAUGGCGACGACCACCGCGCGAAUCACAGACAUCAAAUGCUAUUCUUCAGCCGAUCCAAACUUCGGGCUAAUCUUCGUUAAAGCAAUCGUUAAGGCGAGGUACAGUAUUGGCGAAUCCCGCGUGAAUCUCAGAUUCGAUCCCGCCUCAGUUUUGUCUUCCGAGGUACAAGCUUUUGCCUUCUUCUCUAACAAAUUGGCCGAGAAUCUCGGCCUCGAGUGUGCCCCACUCGCGGCUGCAAUGGCCCGCUCUGCUCUCCACACGCGCGGCCCCGGGUUGCUGUUGAUGGCUCAGAUCGAGGUUGUUCACGCGCUCCGGAGACAAAUCCCGCCACCGCCGCCCCGGGCUGAGUUUCUCGACGGCGGGCUCAUUCUCAACGCCCACGAAACCGCCGCCCGUUUCCCGACCACACAAAGAGGAGGAGGAGGAGGGGCGAUGGCACACAGCCAGCCGCCGCGGUCGCAGCUAGAGGCUGAGCUUCUCGACGGCGGCCUCAUUCUCAACGCCGCCACCCUUUUCCCCAUCGGUGAAGAGUGGGAAUCCGAAUCAGAGAUCGACAGAUCGUAUGCUAGUGUGGUUGGGAACCAGGAUGAGCUGAAGUACAUCCCAGCUAUAGAGAGCAGAGGAAUCGCCCGGAAGCUUCGCCGGACUUCCGUCCAAUUGAGGAAGAUGGGGCAUAUGCAAGAAACCUGCAGGAAGAAAGGAGAAAGAGCUAACACAGUUAAAAGGAAAUUGAUCUGGAAGCCUAAGGAGACUAUGGGGAAAAGGAAGAACCUAAAGUUGCUGAAAAUAAGAACCCUAGCACAGAAGAAGAGAAAGAGAAGGGGGAAAACCCAGAACAUACUGAGGAUGGUUUCACUGAAGUUACUGGCCAAGCAAAACUGGAUUAAUGAAGGAGACCAGAGCUCAAGGCUCUUUUUUGCAUGGAUUAAGAAAAGAUCAAUCCAUAACCAGAUUAUUUUUAUCACCAAUGAGAAUGGAAAGAAGGUGGAAGGUAUGGGCAAAGUGGCAGAGGUGAUGGUGAGCUAUUUCCAAAGGAUGCUUGGGAACAGAUCCUGGAUUGAUCCCAUCCAAGAAGAAAUUAUCCGCAAGGGCCCUUGUUUAAACAUUGAACAACAACUUCAGCUUGUGGACCAUGUAUCCCCUGAAAUGAUUAAAAAGGCACUUUUCUAUAUACCCAACAGCAAGAGUCCAGGGCUUGAUGGGUACAACAGUGGUUUCUUUAAAAGAAACUGGAACAUUGUAGGAGAUCUGGUGAUCAAGGCCCGAAUUACAAUGACAGAUUCUAAAGAAGACGACGACAAGAUUUUCAGUUACCCAUCACCGCAGCCACUGCUCGGUGGGGAAACAGCCGCGCCGCCGCAGCCUGAAACUCCUGACGGCGUUAUUGGAUUCGAGCUUUCCUGUACCGUGGCCUGGCGCGCCGCUCUUUUGAAGGAGCGUUUUGCGGGCACAAUCUCCAAGGCAAGCAGUCAACUGCGGGGCUGUAACCACCACCAACACGGUGGCCCAGCGGCGGACACCCGACUUGAGGCUGUUGAUCAGAUGAUGAUGAGAAGCCGGCGGCGGCAGAUAGAGAGGGAGCGGAACGCCGCCAGGGCUGCAUUGGAAAAGGUUCAAAAGACGGUUGAGUUUAACGAUACUAUAAUGACUGAGUUUGAGAAUUUAAUAACAAUGAAUUGCAAUUAGUUCUUAUUUAGUGAGUGUAUUACUCCUUUGUAUAUACUCCAUUCCUCUUAAAAUUUUCUUCCCAAUUCAAUUUACGAGAUUUAGCUCAAAUUAUUUUUAAUUCAAUUUAUUAAAUUAUAAGCGUAAAAUUAAAAUAUACUUCUUCCGUCCCAAAAAGAAUGGAACGGUUUGACUUUUUGGGAAAUUAAGGGAGGGAUAUUUU